Trichophyton benhamiae CBS 112371 is the source of this 621-nucleotide messenger RNA. RefSeq names its product Ham1 family pyrophosphatase, putative. Bases 1 to 621 code for a protein of 206 amino acids. Gene Ontology annotation, molecular function: nucleoside triphosphate diphosphatase activity. Gene Ontology annotation, biological process: nucleoside triphosphate catabolic process. The record is from RefSeq and is a predicted model, not a curated record. The transcript is spliced from 5 exons. Gene Ontology annotation, cellular component: cytoplasm. NCBI's taxonomy places the organism in Eukaryota, Fungi, Ascomycota, Eurotiomycetes, Onygenales, Arthrodermataceae.
AUGGCUCUCUCUAAGCCCAAGACCCUCAACUUUGUCACUGGAAAUAGGAGCAAGUUGGCGGAAGCUCAGGCAAUUUUGGGAGAUUCAAUAGAGCUUACAAGUCAAGCCAUUGAUAUCCCAGAAAUUCAGGGCUCACUGGAAGAAAUUGCACGAGACAAAUGCAAGAAAGCAGCUGAUGCGAUUGGUGGCCCUGUCCUGGUUGAGGAUAGUGGACUUGAACUUAAUGCCCUGGAUGGUUUACCAGGACCUUAUAUAAUAUCUACUUACCUUGUAUUCCACUAUACCAGAAGACAUUUCUAUUCUAGCUUGGGGAACGACGGACUAUAUAAUCUAUUAGCAGCGUACCCCGAUAAGUCUGCUAGAACCGCCUGCAUAUAUGCUUACUCUGCCGGACCAGGAUCAGAACCGAUUCUCUUCCAUGGCUAUACAGAUGGGGUGAUUGUACCUAAGAGGGGGAGCGGUGGUUUUGCAUUUGACCCGAUCUUCGAAUAUCAAGGGCGUACCUAUGCUGAGAUGAGUUUUGAAGAGAAGAAUAAGGUAUCUGAGAGAUUCAAGGCAUUGCAGAAACUCAAGGCAUGGCUUCGUGGAGAUGAGUAUCAGUCAGAGACUCAGGAUAACUAG